UAUAAAAAAGAAUAACUUAUUAUGAUAGUACAGAAAACUUACUGACUGAAGCAAAAAAUUCUAUAAGCUUCAUUAAAAUUUCGCCACAGUUUAUAUCAAGCUGUGUAUCUAAGCAUUUUACAAAAUGAGAGACGCGAAGAAACUAUUCUAAUUAAAUUUAACAUAUAUAUACAGCAAGUAUUAUUACUAGUAAUAUGAUUAUUUUUCUGAGGGGGAGGGACUGAAAAAUAAUCAUUAAAUUAAUCAUUCAUAAAAAGUACUACAAGCCUUACAGCAUGAAAGCUGUAAAUUAAUUUUAUAAUUUGAGGAAUAAAAUACAAUCAUUAGUGAGCAGAAUAUUAUAACGUUGAUAAUAACGCAAUCCAUAAGCUUCGCCGCGUGGCUACUCGAUAAAUGUUUACAUUUGGAACUACUAAGAUGGAACAACAGCGCCAUCUAGUGAACGCGACAUUUUAGGACCGUUUUUCUACUAGGCAGUUUCACCUCCUUCAUUAUACUCCGUGCCCCCUUCAAAAGAAGAUCGAGAAGUGUUCCAUCUGAGUUUUCAUGUGAGGAACAAGUGUAAUUAGUUGUUAAUUAAAAAUUGUAAUUGUGCUUAUAAAAUCAGAGAUUCAUUUGACUUAGUUAAGAUGAGGUGGACGAAAGUAUUUGCGUUGCUUAAAAUACUUAUAUGUUUUACUUAUUUUGAAAUAGUUAACUGUUUAUAUGAGGAUCAAGUCGGCAAAUUUGACUGGAGACAGCAGUACAUAGGCAAAAUUAAAUUUGCAUACAUUGAUCCUGCUGUUUCUGGCACGCAUAAAUUUAUUGUAUCCACUGAAGAAAAUGUUUUAGCAUGCUUAAGUACUCGCACAGGUAGCAUUAUUUGGAGGCAAGUGCUAGAAAAAGGCAAAGUUGGUAAAAUAAAUGCUAUGUCAGAGGAGGGCGAUUUAAUAACUGUAAGUGGUGGCGGGCAGUUUAUACGAAGCUGGGACUCAACUACAGGCGUUUUGGAAUGGGAAACAUCUUUUCCAAAUCUUCAAAAGAACGAUGCACAGUUAUACUUUCAUAUCGACUCUCAGGCAAAAGACAUUAUUAAAGUUGAAAUAAUUCCAAAGCAGUAUUUUAAAGUAUCAGUUUACAGUUAUACUCGUGCUUCUCUGAAAACAUUAGAUGUUGAUAGGCCUUCAUGGUUAGAUGAAAAUUCCAAGUGCCGCUUUAGUUCAAGUGUGUUCUUUUUAUGUGUUGAUAGCAAAAAUAAGUUGAUGUAUUUAGUACCUGUUAAAGAUCAUAAGUUCAUUCCUGAUAUACCUUUAGAUGGUAUUUAUAUGAUGGCAAAAGGGAGUGAUAAUGCAAUAAUUCGUAAUGUGAAUAUUGUAUCUGUUCCAUCCAAGUUGUCAUAUGUAAAUAACAUAAUUGCUAUGCAAUUAGAGAAUCGUCUUCUGAUUUUACAGACAUUACCAGCUACAUUAAAAGUAGAUAAGAUAUUUAAUAAUGUCUGCAAAGUAAAAAUGAUGAUGAUUGAUGAUAAUUUUCUGUUAUUUUCAAUGUGUCUGAUGGAUAAUAUUUAUUCUAUUAAGGCAUUUGAUGCAGAUUCGAAUGCUGAGCUACAACAUUUAGAUGGAAGCUUUAGUUUGUCUGAAGAUCGGGGUGAUCUAGAGACAUUUUUUAUUUUACCCUAUAUUAAAAAAGAUCACGGUAUUAGUUAUAAAGUAUUGUUAUUAUUUGAGGAUCAUUCUGUAUUAGUUAUUCACCAACAUGGUCGAAUGGUAUGGUCUCGAGAAGAAGCUUUAUCUAAUAUUUUGUCAUCAGAAAUAAUUGAUUUACCCUUAUCAGAAACAGAUGCAAAUAUCGAGCAAGAAUUUGGUCAUCCUGAUGCAGGACUAAUUUCUAUGUUUUUAACUCGUUUGAAAUCUCAAGUUUAUUUAUUACAGACUUUCUUAAUACAUGCACUAACAGGAUUUAAAAGUGAUAGCGACAGUGGCAUUGGAGAUAAAAAGGCCUUGAUGAGGGAUACAUUUGGACUGCAUAAAAUCAUAAUUGUCCUCACAAAACCUGGAAAAGCAUUUGGAAUAGAUAAUUUAUCUGGGUUAAUUAUCUGGAGCCAUUAUGAAAAUGGAUUUUCUCCUUUUGUUACAAAUUACAAACAGUAUUUGCCUUUAUUUGUACAACGUACAACUGCACAUUAUCCAUAUCCACCAAUCUGUACUGCUGUAGGAAUAGAUUCAAAGUCCAAGAAAAGUCACAUUUAUUCUUUUAAUCCAAUUUCUGGGACUACAUUAGAAAGCAAAAGUUUGCCUUAUCAUGUAAUCCAAGUUAUGUCUGGAGGUUUGAGUUUUUAUCUACGGGAAAUUCUUUUACUAGACACAAAUAUGACUGUACAUAUAUAUCCUGAAUCACAUGAUAUUUCAAAACAUAAAAAUACUCAUUUCAUAUUUACUGCUGAACCAUCAGCUGGAAGUUUGGUGGGAUAUAAACUUAUAAAUGGUGAAAAUAAUUCUUUGAGAGCAGUUGAAGUUUGGAAUAUAAAAUUACCCCAAGCUAUUAUUGAAAUAGUCUCUAAGAAACCGCAAGAACAUGUCCAUUCCCAAGGUCGAGUAAUGGGUGACAGAAGUGUACUUUAUAAAUAUCUGAAUCCAAAUUUAGCUGCUGUUUUUACUGAAGGCAGUGAUUCUGUUCAAAAGACAUUUUGUAACAUUUAUCUUAUUGAUAUAAUUACUGGUUUAAUUGUAUACUCUGCAUCACACAAGAGAUGUAAAAGUCCCAUACACGUAGUUCACUCUGAAAAUUGGAUUGUUUAUAGUUAUUACAAUGAUAAAUCGCGGAGAAUUGAAAUAUCAUCUAUUGAAUUAUUUGAAGGAAUGUAUCAGAGCAAUACAACAGCAUUUUCGUCAUUUGCUCCACCUCCGCUUCCACUUGUUGAACAUCAAACAUUUAUUUUUCCUUCUGUUAUUGAAACUAUGGCAGAUACUGUAACUGAAAGAGGGAUGACUAGUAAGCAUCUUUUGAUUGCUUUACCUUCUGGUGGAAUUUUAGAAUUACCCAAAACCUUCUUGGAUCCAAGACGACCUAUUAAUCCUUUGCCAGAACAUCGAGAAGAGGGUCUCAUUCCAUAUAUUCCUGAACUCCCUAUUAUGUCUGAAGGAAUUGUAAAUUAUAAUCAGAGUAUCAUGCGUGUGCAAGGUAUCGUGACAGCUCCAUCAGGUUUAGAAUCUACAUGUUUAGUAUUUGUUCAUGGACUUGAUUUAUUUUAUACAAGAGUCACUCCUUCUAAAACAUUUGAUAUUUUAAAAGAUGAUUUUGAUCAUUAUUUGAUCAGUGUUGUGCUGCUUAUUUUGUUGGUUUUAUCUUAUACAACUAAAAAACUUGCUGCCCGUAAAACUCUUAGAGCUGCAUGGAAAUAAUUUAUUUGCUGUUACAGAAUGUAAGGCUGUUUAAUAAUGUGCAAUAAGCGCAUAUCUGUUGAAUUGCAAAAGUUCAUCAGAUUUUCAAAUAUAUUUAAUUAGUAGUUGCCUGUUCAAAUCCUUAAAUGUUCGAGUUAGAUCUUGAUAAAAGAGUUCUUGUUGCUGUCAAACUCUUUCUUUGUCAUUCGUGUCAGUUCUAAAUCUUUGGAAUCAUUUUUGACAAACAUCAUUUGUAGUGUUCUUCAUAGAUUUCCCAGAAAAUAUUUUGUUUCUGUAAUAGUAUUUUUUUUAACAAAAAAGAUGCAACUUUUUUUAACAAAAAAGAGCGUAGACGUACUUAUUAAAUUGCAUCAUGUUAUGUUGUUAUUUAAAUUGCUGUAAGUAAAAAUGUCAGUAAGAAAUAAAUGAAAAGCUCUGAAAAGAGAGGGAAUUGCAAUAACUUAUAUAUAAUAUUAAAUAAAAAUCAUAAGCAGUUAAUAAUUUCCUUUGGUCUGUCAUCUCAAUAGUGCUAAAUAGAUGAUCAAAAAUUAAUUCUAAUUAUUAGUUAUGCUAAAAAGAUUAAAAAUAUUGUUCCCAGAUAAAAUUUCUAUUGUAGUCAAACUGUUAAAUUGCAGUUGUAAAAUUAUGAAGAUUUAUUUACAGGUUUCAAAUAUAAGUGAAUCAUUUGCAUAAUUUCCCAAAAUCUGUUUCUUGAAAUAGAGUAACUGUGCAAUCUUUUUUUUAAACUAUUUUAAGUGUCACUAUAAAGGAAGAAGUUUAAUACUAUUAAAAGAAUAUUUGUCAAGAGUUAAAUGUAGGGAUGUUAAUAUCCCAUCAUCAAUGAUACAUAAUAGGUCAGUGAUACAUAACUAACUGUAUGUGAAAUUAUUUUGUGAAAAAAAAUCAAGUAUAUCAUAUCAAACAAGAUUAACAAAAGACGUUUAAGAAUGCAAUGUUUGCUUUAUUGAAAAUUUAUAAUGGAUUUAACUGUAAAAUGUUUGGUGAAUUUGAGAUUGAUAUAUUAGUGACAUUAAAAUUUUUAAUGAUAACAAAGUCAUGACUUUUUAAGUUAAAAUAUAAUAGUCUACAGCACACCAAAAAAAUUAGAUUAUGAUAUUAAUGUUUAGAUGAAAGAAUAGUUAUAUCGGCUAAGAUGUCAUAUAUGGCCUGGGAUACAUGUGUAUUUUAUAUUAACUAUUGGUAUAUUUUCUAGCAUAUUAGCCUAUACUUUUUGUUCAGAUUUUUUUGGAGCUAUUAUAUGAAAAAAUAUAUUUACAUUCUACAGAUUCUGAAUUUAAAGUGUAUUGAGUAUGGCAAAAAUUUCAUUGUUCCUUCCAGGUGAACAACAUGCUUGAAGAUAUUAUAGUUUUUUAUCAUAAAUUUGUUCAAACCUCAUAAAUUUAUUGUAUAAAUAUAUUAUUGAAAUAAUUAGAAACUAUUGUCAAGCAAUAUGUGUAAUUCUUUUUGUCAGUUUUGGCCUGUCUGUAUUCAUCAAAUAAUUUCAGAUAUAACUAGCUUCAAUAUAGCCAUUUUAUCAAUGAAUCUGAAUUACCUGUAAUUUUGAUACUUUUUGUGUAAAUUAUAUUUUAUUACAUAUAAUAUGACAAGUAAAAGGUAUGCAUUUGUACUGUGAUGAUAUUUAGUUAAAAAUCAUCAAGCCAACUUAUAUUUAUCAAGUGUGACUCUUUUUGUUAGUAGGGCUUUUUUGGAAAUGCAUAUGGAAAUCUUUUAAUAGUAACACUGACUGAAUUUCAGAAAUAUUGUACAGAAUGGAUAAAAUUUGACUUCUUUAUGAUCACCUGUAAAAUAAUUUAACAGAUGUGUUGAAGUGAUUUAUUUAAGAUGUAUUAAAAGGGGACAUCUGAAAGCAGCAUUUUUUUUAGUAUACAAUAUUAUUAAAUUUUUCUUAUUUUUUAAAGUAUGAUUUUGAAAAGAGAUAUAAAAUCAUUUCUCAGAGGGGAAGGUGUAAUAUGUACAAAAUUCAUCUUAUUAUUAAAUGACUUUGGUAUAUGA
Messenger RNA from Stegodyphus dumicola, 5372 nucleotides. RefSeq names its product ER membrane protein complex subunit 1 (gene EMC1). NCBI's taxonomy places the organism in Eukaryota, Metazoa, Arthropoda, Arachnida, Araneae, Eresidae. Gene Ontology annotation, cellular component: EMC complex. Gene Ontology annotation, biological process: protein folding in endoplasmic reticulum. Gene Ontology annotation, molecular function: protein binding. The record is from RefSeq and is a predicted model, not a curated record.